This is a messenger RNA of Lepus europaeus (European hare), 1454 nucleotides long. RefSeq names its product mitochondrial transcription termination factor 4 (gene MTERF4). The record is from RefSeq and is a predicted model, not a curated record. Gene Ontology annotation, molecular function: double-stranded DNA binding. The transcript has 4 exons. Gene Ontology annotation, biological process: mitochondrial ribosome assembly; regulation of DNA-templated transcription. Gene Ontology annotation, cellular component: mitochondrion. Lineage: Eukaryota; Metazoa; Chordata; Mammalia; Lagomorpha; Leporidae. The coding region runs from base 11 to 940 and encodes 309 amino acids.
GCUCGGCGGGAUGGCGGCGCUCGGCCGGAAGGCGCGUGAGGUCCUGGCCUGGCGCCGCCUGCCGCCCCCCGCCGGGCUGCGGAGACGGAGCGCGGCCUCCCGCGGAGGCGGCCGUGAGGAGCCGUGCGGCGCGGGGCCCGGGGGCAGGACGGACGCGGAGCCCUCGCCGCUGGACAGGGCCACCGGCUGCCUCCGGGACAUGGGUUUCGCGGAGGCCCAGGUUCGCGAGCUGCUCGGCGUUCGGCCAGGGGCCAGCCCGCAGCAGCUGCUGGACGUGGUCUCGGAGUUCGUGCUCCUGGGCGUGGCCCCAGAGCCCGUGUGCGUGGCCCUGAAGAAAAGCCCGCAGCUGCUGACACUGCCUGUGCCGCACGUGAGGAAGCGCGCCGCCUACCUGCGGAGGCUCGGGCUGGCGGAAGGGAAGCUAAAGCGGGUGCUCCACUGUUGCCCUGAAGUCUUCACCAUGCACCAGCAGCACGUGGAGGGCGUCGUCGGCGUCCUCAAGGGGAAGUGCCUUUUCACGGCAGAGCAGGUCACUGAGAUUUUACACAGGUGCCCCCAAGUUCUUCGGGAGGACCCUGGUGACUUGGAGUACAAGUUCCAGUAUGCGUAUUUUAGGAUGGGCAUUAAGCACCUGGACAUAGUGCGGAGUGAUUUCCUGCAGUACUCAGUGACGAAGAUCAAACAGAGACACACGUACCUGGAGCGCCUCGGACGCUACCAAGCCCCGGACAAAAAGGGACAGACGCAGAUCCCUAACCCUUUACUCAAGGACGUCCUCAGGGUUUCAGAAGCCGAGUUUUUGGCCAGGACGGCCUGUUCUUCUGCUGAGGAGUUUGAGGUUUUUAAGAAACUCUUGGCUCGGGAGGAGGAGGAGGACUCUGAGAGUGGUGACGAGGACGGAGACGAGGGGGAGGGGGAGGAGGGGGAGCAGCAGCGGUGAAGGGAGGAGUGGAGUGAGAGGGCCCAGGGAGCUAGAAGAACGUUCUCCUUUCCCACGAGCGUUUCCACUCAGAUCGUGUCUGGUGUUUUUCACCCAGAGCUGACCUUUGAUGGGAAAUGCUACAGAUCCCCCGAGAAGUAGGUCAGACGUGGCAGGUCGAGGGAGGACCCAUUGCACCAUAAAGACUGAUUCCGGGGCCGGCACUGUGGUGCAGUAGGUUAAUCCUCCACCUGCAGUGCCAGCAUCCCAUAUGGGUGCCGGUUUGAGUCCUGGCUGCUCCACUUUCGAUCCAGUUCUCUGCUAUGGCCUGGGAAAGCACUGGAAGGUGGCCCAAGUGCAUGGGCCCCUGCACCCACGUGGGAGACCUGGAAGAAGCUCCUGGCUCCUGGCUUUAAAUUGGCCCAACUCCGGCCUUUGCGGCCAUCUGGGGAGUGAACCAGCAGCGGAUGCGUUUUCUCUGCCUCUCCCUCUCUCUGUAACUCUACCUCUCAAACAAAUAAAUAUAUUUUAAAAA